AGCACAAGUCUGGCAACACUACUCACGCGUUUUAGAGCGCAGAUAAAAGUUAAUAUUUUUCAUGUUGGAAAAUCUAAAAAAAAUGUAGUUUUCUUAUUCGAAUUUGUUGUAAAUCUUAAGAUUUAAUUUUGUAAUUUACUAAAGUGCAUCAAGUGAAAAAGGAAAUAAUAGAUUGCGCAAAAACAAAUAAUUUUACACUAUUAAAAUUGAAGUGCAAAAUAUUUCAACGCAAAUCCAUAAUAGCAAAGUGCUAGUGACGUCUAGGUAGUGCUAUCUGACACAAGAAAAUGUUUAAUUAUCGUUUUUUCGUAUCGCAACAUUUAUUGUCAUCAUCACCGACAUUCGCAGUUUCGUAAACAGCACACUUCAUAAGCCAAAUAUUAGGGCUACAAGCAAUAUUGUGUAUUGGAACUUUAAAAAUAAUCUCAAGGGGAAGGGGUGUUUUAGAAAAACUUUUGUGGUCGAGAUAUAACAGCAGCCGCAGCACACCUUUAGCAAUAGUGUACCUGUGUGUGUGCACAUUGCUGUGCUUUUCCCGAGUAGGGUAGCGAGCGGAGGUGGUGGUUGGUCGACUCUGUCUUAUCAGUUCCGAACUGAGCACUAACGCCAGUGAGCAAAUUUCUGCGUCGUCAGAAGUGUUGUCAACGUACGACGCAGUCGUUUAUGAACUGUACCGGCCAUCGAAGGUCGGACGAUGAUAUUUAUUUGUUAUUGUAAUUUUAGUUAAGUUAAACGGAAUUAUAUUUCACGCUGUUGUAUCAACUUAAGUUAAAACGGCGACGUGUGUAACAUUUUAUUUGUCGCGAAAGCUGUAUAUCGUGGCAGCAGCGAACGCGCCACUCUGCGGGGCAACACAAAGUUAAAUUUUUGUGGACAUGACCGACAGGAAUGCUGGUCAUAAUGGAACGCAGUGGACGAAAGCAACGGUUACAGCAGCAGCCGCUAUUGCUGCACAACAACAGAAAGCACUUAAUACUAAUGUAUUACCUGGAACACAGCUCCUUCAUCAACAACAACGAUUAUACGACCCAGCAGCACUAAUGCCAGCUCAUAGCAGUAUUUUUGGGACAGGUGUUGCUGCUUCGCUUGGUCAUCUAACACAUCCAGAUGGCAUAGCACCCUAUGCCGGUGCACGCUUUCAGCCACCACCACUACCAAUACAACAUCCUACAAUAGAUGCGACUAAUUUAUCACAUACUAUUGCGCACCAGCAUUCCCAACACCCAACGCAACUCGUGCAGCAUCAACCUUCACCGACGCAUACACCAACUUCAGUUCUAACUGCGCCAGCUGCCGCUUCGCCCAGUGUACCUGUACAAAGUGGCUUUGUUCCACCGCCAUUACUGGCAGGUGCAGCAACGUCAGUGUUAACACAAAAUCCAUUUUCAGUAACACAGCAAUUGGAACACCUAACACCUCAUUUAAACUUGCAACAACAAUUGGAGUUGAACAAAAUUAUGACUGCAAUGAAUAGUCAGUCUGGCGGUGUGCUUUCGCCGGGUUCAAUAGGAGGUGGAAACAGCGCAGGAAGUUUAGCAAGUCAACAGCAAGCAACACGACACAUUGUAACUGAUGUGCCAAUGUCUAGUACUGGUAGUAAUAGCAACAGUUGUGGUGGCACAGGUGGAGCUGGAACAGUGGCAGGUACCAUCAGCAGCACUAUAACAGAGAAUGUUUUAAACGCAAUAAGCGCAGUACCAAAUAGUAGCGUCAGCGCCAGUGUGCCGGCCGUGCAUGGUCGUUUGACUGGCAUUGGAGUAAGGAUGCCGGAUGAUGAUCGCUUACGUCGCGUACAGGAAAUGGUGGAGUCGGGUGUAAGUGAAUUAGCAAAACAACAAAUACAACAAAUUGUCGAUCGCGUUUCAACUUUGAAACCUGUGGAAAAGCUACUACUUUAUUUGCGUUUACCGGGAGAAGCACCAGAAUCAGAUCCAUUGCGGCAUCCCCAAAAUCCAUUAGGUUCACGUUCUGAAAUAAAUCACACAAUCAACUGGGUGCGCUCACACCUAGAACACGAUCCCAAAGUGUCCAUACCAAAGCAAGAUGUAUAUAAUGAUUACAUAGCUUAUUGUGAACGCCUCGACAUAAAGCCGCUUUCGACAGCAGAUUUUGGUAAAGUAAUGAAACAAGUGUUUCCGGGCAUACGACCACGUCGUUUAGGCACUCGCGGUCAUUCCCGAUAUUGCUACGCAGCUAUGCGUAAAACCACCAAAUUGGAUGCGCCUCAAUUGCCACUACUCGAUACCACUGCGGCCAAUGAAUCAUCCCUGAUUUCUGGCGCAGGCAACGCCCUACUAGGCGAUGUUUCUGCGGCCAGUGGUGAAGGAGAAACAUGGCAAAUCAUACGCAGUUGGGCGGAGGGCAUGUUGAAUGUGAAAGUGGAUAACGCACAAGAGCUAGCAUCUCACAUAAAAACUGUAACCGGCGGCAACGAACGUUCCGCUGGUAGUACUACACAUAAAAAAUACACACCGCGUGAGCCGAAAGAGAAACGUUUGAUGGCCGAUAUGGGUCCCCUGAAGAAGCGACGUAAGAAAAAGCGCAAAGGAUCGUCAUCGUCUGAAUCCAGUUGUAGUCAGAAUGCUGCGCAGGCGCAGUCACAAACAGCUUUGUCUGACCUAAAUACGCCGGCAAUCGAUGUAAAGCCGUCUGUAAUCGGCGAAUUCGUACAGAUAAAACAAGAAAUACUGGAGUCGCCGACAAUGCAACGAGUACAGCACUUGCCUGCUUCCGUGUCACAUUUGCCGCAAAUGGCUACAGUUACAGACAGCUUUUUGCAACAACAACAACAGCAACAGCAAAUGUUACCCAUGGAUUUGGCAACGGAACAGCGUACAGUUUUGGCACGUGCACCUCCAGCCACUAGUGCCUUUGGAGUAGCCCAUACACAGCCUCAAACACCACAACAACGUCAACCACUACGUACUGCCUUAGCAGGGACACCAUCCAACACAACAGCCGUAAAGAAUCUAACACCAAAAAUCAUUGAACUUGGGGCGGCUGAAUCUGCUGCAAUCUCAGCAGGUGGAGCACAAGAGCCGAACGCAGUCAUUAAAGAGGAAGAAUUCUUAGAUGAGUAUAGUACGAAUAUAUUUUGUAAAAAAGUUCGAAAAGCACAGCAAACCAAAGGGUUUUGGGCUAAUUCGCCUACUUCUGCAACCAUUAAUAAUGCCGUGCCUAUAAUUACCACAACUGCAGCUCCCAAAGAGGUGGGGGCUUCGUCAAAUGUGUUAUCAGCUGUUGCCACAUCAGUUAUUGCAACAUCUGCCGUGGCUUCCAAUCAAGAUGCACCUACACCUAGCGAUUUGAUGGGUCCACCGGCACAAAUUGUAAGCACUACCUCUGUAAGUCCGUCUAGCUCGUUAUUAGGUCCAGACAGUGGUGGUAGUGCUUCCCAUCCCUCCACCGCUGCUUCGCCCAAGGUUUUGUCGCGCAACAUGCUACAAAUGCGGGCUAAACGCCACCAAAUUAUGGCUGCUUUGGCAGCUGAAGCCACUGCAAAUGCUGCCAACAAUCUAGCCGAUCCGGAUGCAGGUGAUCUACCAUCAAAUUUGGGUUUGCCACGCGAGCGUGUCAUUAGUAUAUGUAACAUGGACAAGCACGAAUUGGAUGAUUACUUUGUGGCCGGCGAGGUGGAGGAGGAACCAGAGGAUCAAGAUACCGAAUUGCUUCAAUAUUUUCAGACGAGAGACGCUGAGGAAAAACUGAAUUCCUUAGAUGCUGUAAAAACAAAUAGGCAUCCAACAGUCGCGACGCUGGCAGCAACUGCAGCCAUAGCAACAACAAAAACGUCAACACCAACGACGUCCAGAGCGCGUGCAAAGCCAUUGGCAACGAAAUUUUCACCACAAACAGUCAGCAAACAACUGAGCGUACAAUUAAAUGCCAUGGAUAACGGUAGUUACUCAUCACAAGAGUUAAAUAGUGGAUUUAUUGCCGCUGCUAGUACCAAGAAUCAGACAGCAACAGGCGCUGUGCUGACCAAAGCAAGUCAUACAACAACAAUGGCUGUUGGAUCGGCCUCAGCGUCUCUCACUUUCAUGUCACAGAAGCAUCAACAACAACAACAACAAUCCCAUACACAAGUUCGAAAAGAGAAUAUGCUGCAAACGCUUGCAACAAACAAUACCAAUUUGAACAAACGUAAAAUCAGUUUGAGUGGCACAACGCUUAAUGCGGCCGAAGUAAUUGCGACUCGCAAAAAUUGCAUAUUCUUCCCCAUUUCACCCAACACCAAUACGAACACGGGAACUCGCAACAAUAAAAACACCGGCAAUAAUGCCAACAAUACAAAAUUGAAUGGCAGCAGCAUUUCGCUGCAUGCGGCGAAUAUGCUCAGCUCUGGCGGUGACAAUAGCGGUGGCUCAUUCUUCGUCAGCCCCGGUCAGAGCGCGCAUCGUGUACGUCCUAAAGCAGCAUUCGCAUUAGGCAAGCAGUUGUCUUUGGAGCAUGAUUCCAGUGACCCGAUGAUUGGCGCUAGCCGUCGCCGUCGAAGUUAUGCCAAUCUUGGCACAUCCGGCGGUAAUAGCGCUCUCUUACCACUCACCUCAGCUUCUGCGCCGCCAAGCCCAUCUAUUUUGCAACAGCAACAACAACAACAGCAGCAACAAUUAUACGGUACACCAUUUUUCGGCGGUGAGAUAAGUCAACAAUCGAACAAUCAUACGGCAAGUGGUACGGCCUAUAAUCCGAUGAACAAUAACACGGACGUUAGUGCUGCUGAUUUAUUGGGCGCCGAUCAGAACUCACUGGAUUUGGAUAUGUUUAGUGCGGCGGUGGACCGAGGUAUGGUUGGUUAUGAUGAGUUAACACUGAAUGAUUUAAAUACUGUACCCAAUGAGAUGCAACGUUCACAAUCGGUACCACUAUCACAACUUCAGCGCAUACAUUCGCCGGCCUUCAAUCGCAGUUUCCAAGCUGCUCCCUACUCGGCGUGCACAUCGGUCGCACAGACACCGGUGCCACAGGAAUUCGCUGACUCAACGACGUUCUUCUCCGAGAAUAGCUGUAGUCAAAAUAGUGUCGGCGCUUGCGGUGUCUUAAACGGUAAGCAUAGAACGCAAACGAUGACUGCCAAAAUGCUGGACGACGAAGCUGCCUUGUUAGUCAACGAUCCUGAUGCGAUGCUGGAUAACCUGGACGAAAUGUUCAAUACAAAUUUUUUGCGCAUAAAAUGUCCGAACAAUUUGCAAGGCAACACCACAACAACGACCUGCUCUUCGGCGGGCUCCUCAUCGGGUUACAGCAGCAGCGCUUGUACGGCAUUUGGUAGCGCCGCACUAAUAUCCGGCGUUGGCAAUAACGUAUUGGGUUGUAUAGGCAAUACAAUGUCGCGAUCGGUGCCAUCGACGCCGCUGCCGCAUCAGCAGCAACAGAGUCCGUUCGCUACACACUUCUAUGGCGGACGCCGACGGUUUGAGGAUGAAGUGAAUCUCUCGCCGUCGCUGACCACCUCUAGCAGUACUAUGGGUGGCACAUUUACUACAACUGUAUUCAAAUAUGGCAACAAUGGCGGCGGAUCAUUCGGGCAGAGUGGCGGCGGUGGAGGUUUAAACAACAAUUACGACAUGUCACGCUCCAUGCCCACAACACCAACGGCAACACAACGCUUUCGCUACAGUCCCACCGAGUUUACUCGGGAAUUUCUUAGCAACGGCAACACUAUCGAUAGUCUCAUUAGCGGCGGCGCAAAUACCGGCAGCUUAACUGAUGCUGGCGCACCCAGCGAAGGUCUUAGCGCCGCGCUAACUGGGCUCACGGGCAAUAAUGAUGCGCUUAUUGAUGACAGUUGUGGUCUAACCGCCGAUGUCUUCGUCAAUCACACCGUCACCGAUGCUGAAGCAAUAAUUGCCGAAACGAAUGAGUUGUUAGGAAAUUUGUAGAAUUCGCAUGGAGAGGAAGUGGAGUUGGCUACAACCAGUGAAAGUUAUAGCAAAAACAACAACACGAACAAUAAACAACCUUUAGAGCCCACAAAUGCUGUCGAAGUUCAUUCACAAGCAGACGAGCAUGUGAUGCCAAGUAGUGUUGUUGUGGGACUAUUAUUGGAGCAAGUUGGUAAGCUUUGAGAGUUUUAUCAACUUAGUUCAUGUAUGUUGUUGCACAUUUGCCGGCAAAUUGAUCUGCGGGAUUGCAAUUGUAUGUAAUUAAUUAGAGUUUAAACCCUUUUUGGCGGUGGUGUGAAAAUAGUUGUCUCUCUCCUUGCAUGCUAAUGCAAAUAUUUGGAACGAUUCAAUUCCACGCGAGCCUGCGGUUUCCAAAACAGCCCAGAAAGCGUUUCACACGCUAUACUAGCUGACUAGCUAACUGGGCGUUAGGGAGUGAUACGUUCCACUUUGGAAUAUAAUUAUGUAGAACUAUCCUAAACUAUUGUUGUUGUAACCGUAAUUUUUGUUUUUUGUUUUGUUGUAAUUUUGAUAUAUUCGGGCCCCUUGCAAUGUCAUUAUUCCAACGCUUCUACAAGAAACUAUGAAAAGCUUUAUUCUUGUUGUAACAGCUGAUUUUUUUAUAUAAACACGACCACCGUUGGAUAACUCAGUUUAACAGUUUCCGAAUCUGCACCAUUGCAACAACAAAAACAUGAUUUUUGUGACCAAAUACAUGUAGAUAUGUUUCCAUAGCCAACGAAACUUUCUCUUCAAUCGCCAAUAAGUGCCGAACGAGUGAAGUUGCCACGAUUUACGCUCAUUGAGAAUGUCCAAAUUGCACACUUAUUCAAAUAGAUACAUAUAUUUCUCGACAUAACAAUGCUGUUAACCUAUAAAUUUAGACCAUAUAUAAUUUGUGUUAUUAUAUUUUUUUUUUGUAUUGUGGAAUGUAUGCAAAAUCGCUGGUUUUUGCCAAUUCAAUUGAUUGUUAAAUGUUGUAUUCUAUAUUGCUAUAUGUAUGCAUAAUGUAAUGGUCGUAUUUAGGAUAUACACAUAUAAAUGUUUUAUGUAAAUUUAUACACCUUAAAUUUGUGAGUGAGUGUGAGGGCUGCAAAAAUACAACAACUUAAAUUGCUCAAGUACAAAAUGAAAAUUUUCCCAAUUCUUUGUACUUGUAAUUUAGUUGCCGAAAAGUUCAUUUACAGUAACAAUUUCAAGAUUCCGUUUUGAAGACGAAGUACCAAUUUCGUACGAUUACAACUUUGCAUUUUAAAUGAAAAAAAAACAAAAGAACGUUAAAUUCUUCAGGGUUUUUCCAUUAAAGGAACUUAUUUUAGUUUACAAUUAGCUCGAAACGCGUAAAAAGUAGCUAACUGUAAAAAUUUCGUACAUUAACGGUUUCUUUUUAACGAUGGCCUUAUCAUACCGUAUCGGCGUAUGGUCUUUUAAAGUCAGAUUGAUAAUAACGCAGUGCUUUUGAUCAACACGUCAGGUGUUGGAGUUUUUUCAUAUUUUUAUUUGUUUUUUGUUUUGUGUUUGAAUUUGUCUACAUACGAAUGUACAACAUUUUUCAACAUAUUUUUCUAAAUUUCUACACCCAACUAGCUAGCAGUUCAAUUUAUUGAAUAUAAAUUAAAUUUAUAUAUUAAACAGAUUAUUGACUAUUUUACAAGCUUUAAGCUUAAAAGUUUAUAAACUAAACAUAAACCAAAAAUGUGAAAACAAAAUUUUUUAAAGCAAAUUAAUGAACAUAAAAAAUGAAACGAAAUUUUUAUAACUGUAAUAUUUAUAACUGUAAAUGUAUAUAAUUAUAUUGGCAGUGGAAUUUGGGCCGCCCCUUAUGAUCAAAAUUAAUAUAUGUAUACCUGUAAUAAGGCAAAGAAAAAUGUGAAUUUUUUAUAGUGAAAUUAAAAAAAAAUGAUUCCGCUUUUAAAAUAUAUAUUUUUUUUUAAAUACAUACAUACAAAUUAAUUAGCAUAAAAGUACAUUUCAAAAGCAUACGAAAGUAUCUAAAAGAAAAAAUAAUACGAAAGCGCCUUGCAUGUGACAUAACGGCAUUUUAUGUAGAAAUGUUUCACAAAAUUGUUUAUAUAAUAACUUUCCCCUCACUAAAUGGCUUAUUAGCAUAGCUGUAAUGCAAAUAGUAUUUUAAAAGUACUGCAAAUACAUAUUUACACUUAAAUUCUUGUGUUUUUCCAUUUUGCAAAAUUAAUGAUUCAACUUUUGCAUUUUUAAAUAGAAAACUAACAAAAAUUAAAAAAAAAAAUUUAACUCAGUAUAAUUAUGUACCCACAUACAAACUCGUACAUUGUGUUGGCAUUUUUGGUAACUUGUUUAACCGUAUAAACUAAAAUAAAAAAAAUUUUAUCGAAAGCAAUUGAUGCAUACAGCGGCUUUCACGAUAAUGCUUUUCUUCGUACAGCUUACAAAUGUUUGCAAAAUCGAAUGUCGUUCAAUGUAAAAUGUGAAAGUUCAGUUGAAAGCUCAUAUGAAAUUAAAGCUUUUAUCAUGCCUCAAACACAGUUCCAUAGAAUAUUUUUUGCGCUUUAACAUAUUUUAAAAAUUGAAAGUUUCUCAUGACAUGUGAAAGUUUAGUUGAAAGCUGUUUUUACUUAGAAAUGUCUAGAAUUUAAAUAUUUGAAAAGAUUUAGUAAGCAUAUUAUGAAAUUAAAAUGUUUUAAUAAUUUAUACAUAUAAAGGCUGUUGGUACAAGCUUAAAACAAGCGAUAUUUGAAACGAAUGUUUCUUACUUUCACAAAAUUGAUAUUUCUUUUACAUAGCUAUCGCCACAAUUUCAUAUUUGGUUUGCGUUCUAGCUCCUUACUUUAGGUUUCAAAAGUUUUUAAUCUUUGUAUCUUGUAUUUGAUUUUUGAAAGCUUUUUACAUUGUAUGUAAUCAGACUGUUUAAAAGUCAAAACAAAAAAUUAAAAAAAUAUUAAAAAUCAAUUUCGAAAUCUAUGAAAUGUUUUCAAUGAUAUUAAUAUACCAUAAAGCAUACCGUGACUAUUAAAACUUAAAAAAAAUCAUCGAAACUAUGCAAAAAUUUGAAGUGCUUAGUUUGAAUUAAUUUUGCGAAUAUUUUAAAAUGGGUUUUUUAACGUUUACAAACGGCUGCUUUUCAAUUUUGUUUUUAGAGAUUUAACUGAUUCUAUGAUUAAUGUGAGCGUUCAAUUUUUAAAAUUUGUAUCGGCUUUUAAGCUCUCCAUGUGAGUUUAAAAAAAGCUUUUGAAAGUAAAUUUAAAAUUUGUCUGACAUUAGAAAUUCGAUUUCCUCAAUUAACGAGUAUAUACAUAAGAACAUGAAAAAAUACCUUUUUUCUGCAAACGCCACUAAGUGUGCAUAUUUAUACUGAUUUGAAAUGUGUUUCGUGCCACUAUUCUUUAAUAUGUAUUUCUAUAUUUCUAAUAUGUUUCAACAAUUAGUUAAAUUUUAUUUUUAUUUUUGCUAACUUUGCCUUCUUAUUAUUCUCAUGUAUGUUUGUUGUAUAUAUUUGUUGUCUCUUAUUUAUGCAAUAAGUAUAUUAUUGCGCUAACCGCCCUUUAAUCUAUGUAUAAUAUUAAGUGAAAUUUCGACUUUUCCUUUGGUUAUUUGUUGCUUUAUUUUCACUCUCUUCUAAUUAUGUAAGUCACCUAUGAAUACAAAAUACUUUAAACAAAAGCUGACGCAAUUUACAAAUAUUAUGAAUAUAAGUAAGCCUUAGUUUUAACAUAAAAGUUUUAUUAUUGUAUGCCAAAACAAAAACAAAAAUAAAUCAAAUCCUUUUUGUUGUCUAAUUUGUGACAAAUAUAUCAAUUUUUCUAAGAAAUUAACAUUUUGAAUGCAGAGCUUGUUCAAAGACUUGUUGUUAUUUGUAUAUGUGGGCAAAAUUUAUUGUUACGAAAUGUGUUUAAAUGUAUGAAAUGCAUACGAGCACACGCCGAAAUAUGUACUUUAACCGCUAAGAUGUUGUAAAACAAAAAUAAAUUUAAAAAAAAACCUAACCUAAAAUUUCUUUUUUGUUAAAACCAUUUCCUUAAAACGAUUUGUAAUUUAUUUAUAACAAAUAUAAUUCGAAAAAAGCAGCACUAAACUUAAGUAAAUAUCAUCCUUAUUUGCUUAUAACAAGAAUAACAAAUUUUAAAUUUUAUAAAAUAGUCUUAAUAUGGGAGUGUGCUUAGUAUAGAAAAGUAACAAAAUUAUGUGGAAAUAAAUUAUGUGUUUGUGCCUCAGGCUUAUUUGUAAAUGGUCAAUAAGGAAAAAUAAAACGAAAAAUCAUGAAAUCAAGGAAUGAAAUUAUAUUCUAUUAUUCUUAUAUACAUAUACAUGCAACUACCGUUAGAUAAAAAUAUGUAUACAUUGCUUAUACAACAAACAAAUUAUAUACAUACAUACAUACAUAUAUAUUUAUUAUAUAUACAUAUAUAAUUUGUAUAUAUAUAAAACGGAGAUGUGUAGAUAAAACAAAUCGGGAUUUAAAAACUGUCAAACUGUAAAAAAAAAAUCAAAAGAAAAUUCCAAAAAUUUAAAUUGAAUUUUGAAAAAAAUCUAUACAACAACAAGUGAACAGAAACAAGCCAAAUGAAAAUGCAAGCAUAAUUUCAAACGUAAAUCAAUCAAUGUCAUACAUACAGCCCUAAUAAACGUUAAUUUUGUACCGUUACCGCCAGUCAAACCCUGUGCCGUUGGCAAACGGGACAUCCGAAAAACCAUUAAAUCAAUACACAAUCGCUUUGUAAGAAAACGAAUUAGCAAAGAAUCUACAAUAAGUCGACAAAACAUGCAUAACAUACAUACAGUAAUAACUACGUAUUGGCUGUUUGAUUUAUUUUAAAUACAAUACCAAACUUAUCAAUACAAAUACAAUACAUACAUACAUAGAAACAUAUAGAGCAAGUAAUGUUAAAUAAUACAAUAGCAGACCCACUACAGACACUAAUUAAGCAUUAAGUUACAGUUACAUACAGUAAAUACCAUAUGAAAAACUUCUCCAGCGCAUAAAAUUAACAAAUGUAAUUAUUAAUGUAAUGCAAUGUAAUGCAUAUUAAUUCAAGGGAAUGCAGGAAAACUAUACACACAAAAUAUAAAUAGAAAAUAAAAAACAGUUACAGCUAAUAUAGAGAUCAGAAUGAGCAUAAGUCUUGUGCGUAUACAAAUUUAGUACGAGUCUACAUACACACACAUAUAUAUACAUACAUACAUACAUAUGUAUCACCAUAGUCCGUAACGUUAUAUAACUACUACACACAGACAUAAAUAGAACUCCUUUUUGAUAAAAAUGCGUAAAUGAAAUAAGAUUCUUAAGCCCGAAAGAGAUGGUAAACAAUUAAUAAAAACUGAAAAAAAUUGAA
Zeugodacus cucurbitae (melon fly) is the source of this 11194-nucleotide messenger RNA. RefSeq lists its product as uncharacterized. Bases 876 to 5882 code for a protein of 1668 amino acids. The transcript has 5 exons. Lineage: Eukaryota; Metazoa; Arthropoda; Insecta; Diptera; Tephritidae. Gene Ontology annotation, biological process: regulation of transcription by RNA polymerase II. Gene Ontology annotation, molecular function: DNA-binding transcription factor activity, RNA polymerase II-specific; RNA polymerase II cis-regulatory region sequence-specific DNA binding. The record is from RefSeq and is a predicted model, not a curated record.